Hemibagrus wyckioides is the source of this 2104-nucleotide messenger RNA. RefSeq names its product RNA binding protein, mRNA processing factor 2a (gene rbpms2a). The transcript is spliced from 8 exons. Gene Ontology annotation, biological process: negative regulation of smooth muscle cell differentiation. NCBI's taxonomy places the organism in Eukaryota, Metazoa, Chordata, Actinopteri, Siluriformes, Bagridae. The record is from RefSeq and is a predicted model, not a curated record. The coding region runs from base 514 to 1128 and encodes 204 amino acids. Gene Ontology annotation, molecular function: protein homodimerization activity; mRNA binding.
CCAUCUGCAGCGCUGCUUCACUCUUCCUCCACCUUUAAUAUGAUUGAUCAGCGAAUGGAAAAGCAGAGGAGCAGGGCGAGCGCGGAGAGAUCUUCACCUUUUACAUUGAACCUGUCUUCCAUUUCUCUCCUGAUUGAAUUUAAACUCAAACGAGCUUGAUGUGAGCAAGGCAGGGGGGGAAACCAACCAAAAAAAAUCACUUCUUUUUCCCUUUUCUCACCCUCACAGUGCACUUCUCCACUACAUCACCUUUAAUUUUUGUUGUUGUUGUUGCUUUUUCUUUUUUUUCUUUAUUUUUAAUUUUCUGGUACCUCCUUGGAUACUUUGGCUUACAGCACGGCUUCACCUGGGCACGUCUUUUCCUGAAGUCUCACCAAACGACACCAAGAUUUUCUUCUGCCAACUUUAACGCACGUCAGGGCAAAAAACCCAGAAAAGAACAGAACAGAAAAGAAAAAUCCACCGACAGGGAAAAACAAAAAAAAAAGUCUGCUAUCGCGUUAAAGUUACACAAUGAGUCUCAAAUCAGAUUCUGAGCCGAACAACAAUGUAUCAUUAGAGGAGGAGGUACGCACACUUUUUGUCAGUGGUCUGCCGGUAGACAUCAAGCCGCGGGAGUUGUACCUGCUGUUCAGGCCGUUCAAGGGAUAUGAAGGCUCACUUAUAAAACUCACCUCGAAGCAGCCCGUUGGCUUUGUUACCUUUGACAGCAGGUCUGGAGCCGAAGCAGCGAAAAACGCAUUAAAUGGCAUUCGCUUUGACCCGGAGAACCCUCAGACACUGCGUCUGGAGUUUGCUAAGGCUAACACCAAGAUGGCAAAGAGUAAGCUGAUGGGCACGCCGAACCCUUCAAGCCUGCACCCAGCUCUCGGGGCUCACUUUAUUGCACGUGAUCCAUAUGAUCUGACUGGUGCAGCACUGAUCCCAGCAUCCCCAGAGGCAUGGACACCGUAUCCCCUCUACACCACUGAGCUGACCCCUGGCCUGCCGCACACAGCCUUCACCUACCCUGCAGCCGCUGCAGCCGCCGCUGCCCUGCACGCCCAGGUGAGGGAGCAACCGAUGCGCUGGUACCCCUCACCCUCUGACACAUCACAACCCGGAUGGAAAUCUCGCCAAUUCUGUUAAAAGUAGAAGAUACAUGCAGGUUCGUCCCUCCGUCCCUUCAUCCCUUCGUCUCUCAGUAACGUGUACUGGGAUCAACAUUUAAUUCAGUCAGAUAUAUUAACAACAAAAAGUGUAUGGAUCGAAAAAAUCGAUUCUGGAGAAUACUCUACUCUGAAGGACCCUGAACACAAAAAAACCCAGGAUGUCUACAGCUGAGGUCCCAUGGGCUAAUGGUACAGUCUCCACUAUUCAAAGCCACACCUGUGACGAGCCAAUCAUGUGCAGGUUGAAAUUUUUCUAGCUGCUCCGUUGGUUGUGUUUGGGGGGGGUAAAUCAUUAUGCAUGUUGAAGUAUAGUAUAUGGCAUGAAAUGUAGAAUGCGAAGUUGUCAGGUUUGUUUGUUUUUAUUCCCCCUCCUUGUGUUUCCUCCAUUUGGUCAGCAUUCUUGCUUCUGUGAAGAUCUUGUAUGAUGUUACUCGCAAGGUAGAGGUCUACAUCUUGUUACUAUCAAGUCUCCUUUGUUGUUUUGUGUGUUAAACUAAUUCCACAUGCACUGGGUUAAAUAUAUAUAUUUUUUCCUAUUCUUUAUGAUUGUGACUGUAAAAUUGUCCAUGAUGGACUAAUCCUUCCGAGACGCUUCUCCUCAAGACCUCAAAUCCAUCGUCCCUGCUCUGGUAUCUGUGCUUGUUAGAGUAUAUUUGAACAAAAAAAAAGUACAAGUAUUUUUGUACAUUUGUGUAAUAAUGAAUAUUUAUGCAUUUUUGUGAAAUUAAAUGAGUAUAUCUGUAUAAGAUGUUAAGUCUACCCUUGUUAUUUUGAUCUUUUUGUCUCAAUCUUGUUUUGAAGUAGAUAAGUGCAAUUUUUUUUUCCGUGUGUGUAAUACUGACCUACCCAGACUUGGCAGUACUAAAUUUAAUGAAUGAAAUGGUCUGCUAACAUGAGAUGUUUAAAAGUUAUAAUAAUAAAAAAAAAAAAAAACAAACAAAAAAAAAACAAAA